CGAGGAAUGAGGUGAUUUUAUUUUACAUAUGUGAGUUGUCUUCUCAGCAUGUGGCAGCAUACUGGCUACUAGAGGCCAGGAAAUACAAACUCUUACCUGAGACCUCCGCCCUCUUCCUGCUUCAACAACAACACAAACUGCUGGAAACUGAGAUCAGCAGGAGGAGAAAGGAGUGUGAAGUUCUCGAGGAAGAGGUGAAGAAAAGGAGUCAGUCAUGUCAAACCCUGGAGAGUGAGCUUCAGCAUGCUUUGCAGGAGAAAGUGCACGUGAAUCUCCAGUUGUUCAACGAUAUCCAGAAAGCAGCAAAGUAUGAGCAGGUGAAAAGUGAGUAUGAACAGCUGCAGGAGGCUCUGUACACAGUGACAGUGGAGAGAGAUUGCGCUCUGUUGGAGAGAACUGAGCUCCAAGGCAAACUGGAGAACCUAGAGCAGGUGCUGAAGCAUAUGCGAGAGGCUGCAGAGAGGAGGCAGCAGCUAGAAUUAGAGCAUGAACAAGCCCUGGCCGUCCUCAGUGCCAAGCAGCAGGAGAUUGACCUUCUGCAGAAGGCUCAAGUUGAGGCUAAGAAGGAACACGAAGGUGCCGUCCAUCUGUUAGAGAAUCACUUGGACAGCAUGCAGCUGAGAAGUUUCCUUCGCACUAAGAGCACAAUGCAGUUUUUGGCUAAAGUGAGAGAAUUGGAGGAAAAAUGCCGGUCACAAAGUGAGCAGUUUAACCUGCUUUCAAAAGAGUUGGAGAAGUUCAGGUUGCAGGCUGGGAAGUUAGACAUCCUAAGCAGCAGUCAGCUGGCAGGGAGCGACUCGACCGGCUCUCCCACCAAACCCCUCUCCCUCUCUCAGCUACUCAACGGCCUCACUGCCCCCACAGGGAAAGGUAAUGAGGAUCCUAUGAGUAAGAUCUCAGAGCUCAUUCAGCCUCUGCAGAUGAGUGAGGGGGAGAAGGUAGAGCUCCUUUCUGUCAAACCCACCUUCCUCUCUCGCAGCACACCCUCAAGUCCACGACGGACUUUUCUCUCAGAGGUGCGGCCUGUCAUCGCCGCUGCUAUGGACAAAGAAGUCACCUCGUCUCCCAGGUCUAAGGCCCGAUACACAGGCAAAGUGCGAUUGUGUGUUGCUCGCUACAAUUAUAAUCCUUAUGAUGGCCCUAAUGAGCACCCUGAAGCAGAGCUCCCCCUGGUGGCAGGGAAGUACCUGUAUGUUUAUGGGACCAUGGAUGAGGACGGAUUCUAUGAAGGAGAGUUGUUGGAUGGACAGCAGGGACUUGUCCCUUCCAACUUUGUGGAGUUCAUGCAGGAUGAGGAGCUUCCUUCGGUUCCUCUGUUGGAUCGCAUCAAGGAACCGUCCUACCUCAAUCACAGCCCCGCCUCUAUGCCGAGCAGCGCCGUGAGCACGCUGAGCACAUUGCUGUCGGAGAAGCUGGACGCCCUGGGCUCCUGUACGGGGACUGGCACCAGCAGCAGCAGCGGGGUGAGCAGCUUGGGCAUGAGCAUGGGGCUGGGCAUGGACUUCCUGGGACCCUGCAGCAACGGCACGGGCACGCUGGACGUGAACAUCGAUGAGAUCGGAGAAGACAUUGUGCCUUAUCCCCGCCGCAUUACCUUGAUCAAGCAGCUGGCCAAGAGCGUGAUCAUAAGCUGGGACGCGCCAGUGGUGCUGCCCGGAUGGGCACCCAUCAAUGGCUACAAUGUGCUGGUAGACCAGGAAGUGCGCAUGAGCGUGCCGUUUGGUGGUCGCACAAAAUCUUUGAUUGAGAAGCUGAACCUGACCUCCUGUACGCAUCGCAUCUCCGUUCAGAGCGUGACGGAUCGCGGACUCUCCGAUCCGCUGCGCUGCACCCUGCUGGUGGGGAAGGACGUGGUGGUGGCGCCCUAUUAUCUCCGUGUGGAGAACAUCACGCAAGCGUCGGCGGAGCUCGUCUGGAUGCCAAGCAACAGUAACUACAGCCACACUAUCUUCCUAAAUGAGGUGGAGUAUGACGUAGUGAAGCCCGGAGGGUACAAAUACCAAUUUUAUAACCUGAAACCCAUGACAGUUUAUAAGAUACGUGUGGUGGCCAGACCUCAUCAGAUGCCUUGGCAGCUGCCUCUCGAUCAGAGGGAGAAGAAGGAGGUCACGGUGGAGUUUUGCACACAACCGGCUGGUCCUCCGUUGCCUCCUCAGGAAGUGCAGGUUCAGUUGGCACAGACUCCCGGAGUCUUACAGAUUCGCUGGAAGCCCCCUGCUCUUACACCUACUGGCACCUCCAACGGAGCCAGCGUUUUAGGAUACAUAGUCUGCACUAAAGGUCAAAAGAUAGCAGAGAUAAUGUACCCCACAGCAGAUUUUGUUACUGUGGAACUGAACCGUAUCCAGUGUCUGGAAGCGCGGGAGGUCAUCGUGAGGACAAUAUCAGCACAAGGCGAGUCUCAGGACUCUCCCGUGGCCGUCAUUCCACACAACUUUCUGGUGCCUCAUUCCCAUUCGCACCUUCAGUCUCAUCCUCCACCUCACCCCCAGCCUCAUUCUCAAACACACCCACCCCCUUACCCGCAAGCCUACCCCCCAACCCACCCGCAGCCACACUUACAACCUCAUGGUGUCCUGCCACCCCAACAGCCACACCCUCAACCCCCGGCCCCUCACCCCCACCCACAGCAUCACAUCCACCCCUCGCCCUCCUCUUACCCCAUGUCUAAACCCAAACUUCUACCAAGUGCCAGAGACCCACAUGCCAAAGAUCCAGAUAUCUGCAGGCGACUGGGACAGCCCUGGGAGCCACAUCCCCGGGCCCCAUCACCGUUACCGUCCCAAUCUCACCCGGGGCACACGCUGGAGCCCCCUCACAUAGAGGGUAGACGCUCCCCCUCCCCUCAGAGGAUAUUGCCGCAACCUCAGGGAGCGCCCAUUCCUAACACAGUGGCUCGUGCAAUGGCCCGACAAGCGGCACAGAGGAACCCCCCAAACAGGGUGGAGAGGAGGAACAUCUUCAGUGAUAGGGGUAAUGUUAUGCACUCAUUAAACUCUGAUGAGGAAGAAGACGGAUACGACUCCCCCCACAUUCGGCGAAGAGGAGCUUCUGUGGAUGAAUUUCUCAGAGGCUCUGAGCUGGGCAGACACCAUCCUCACUACAGUCACAGUGAAGAUUACUACACAGAGAGCAGUCGGGGGUCAGAUCUGUCUGACAUCAUGGAGGAGGACGAGGAAGAGCUGUACUCAGAAAUGCAGUUGGAAGAAGGACGACGGCGCAGCAUUAACUCGCACAACUCGCUUAAGGCGUAUUACAGGCGUCAGGACCUUGCUGCGGAACGGGACAAUUGGGACCUCCAGCGAGAGGUGGUACGACAGCGCUCCUUGCGCUCCCACAAGCGUCUCCAUAGCAUCCCGGAGGUGGCAGAGGAGGAUCCAGACACCGGGGUGGAGGUCAUGGGUCAACGUCUGCGUUUCGAGGAAGCCCGUCCUGGCACUCCAUGCAUGAGCCCCCGGCCUUAUCGUCAGGACCAUCGGCAGCCGAACCAGCUCUCGCCUACCAAAUGCUCCCGCAGGCUGCAGAGGCAACGCUCCUCUCCACGUUACAGCUCCAUAGAUGAGAGGUCUCCUGGAGGUCCGUGCUGGAGCAGCAGUAGUAGCAGGCAGACCUCCAAGAGUCCGGACAGCGGAUUAGACUGCGGUAGCGAGGAGGAGGGCUCACUCGGAUACCGCUCCGGGUACCAUUCGUACCCGGGGGGCAGCUCGCUGCGGGUGGGCACUGGCUCCAACAUGCGCAUCAUCCACAGCGAGGGGCCGGCGGAGCGACGCGCUCUGGCCGCCUUCAGGAAAAGGACCCUGACUCGACAGUCUGGCGUGGAGGAGGACUUCCUGGACGUCGUUCCGGAGCCGAGGAGCAUGCGGGAGUCGUACCAUCAUUACCACUAUUAUCCACAUCAUCACCAUCCUCAGCGCCGGUUCCGGAGCGAGGGCAGGCUGAGUGAGGUUGGCAGGACCUAUCACAGAGACAUUAGGGCCUACUCUGUUGCCAGGCUCAACAGGGCAAUGGAUGAACCCCUGAUUUUAGGGAACUCUCCCUCAACAGGACGGUCGGAUCGCCUGGACCAUUCCAGCCGUAGGACGAGUCACGGCUGCCCGCCCCCUCAGAGAAGACCCAUCAACGUUCCUUCGAUUGAGAUCACGAUGGAGAAUAACAGUGAGGGGAACUUCUCAUCUAAGGACGAUGUUUACUAUUCCAGUGUAGCCCACCGCAAGAAAUGGCCCCCACAGCGAACACAGGACCGAUAUGAUGGUUAUGGAGGACGAGGACGGAGGUCUCCAGAUUACUACGAGUCAGAGCGAGAGGACCUGCCGCGAUUAUUUGUGGCGAUGUUUGACUAUGACCCCCUGUCAAUGUCUCCCAACCCUGAUGCUGCUUCGGAGGAGCUUCCCUUUAAAGAGGGCCAGGUCAUAAAGGUGUUCGGAGAGAAGGACACAGAUGGAUUUUAUCGGGCAGAGAUCUGUGGCCGAAGGGGGCUCAUUCCCUGUAACAUGGUCUCAGAGAUCCAGACUGACGAUGAUGAAAUGAUCGACCAGCUUCUCAAACAGGGUUUUCUUCCUCUCAACACCCCUAUUGAGAAAUUAGUUAACUGUAAUAGGUUCAAAGAUGGCCGUUUAAUUAACCGCAGGUCACGGAAAUCCAAGAGAGAGAGGAACAAGAGGAGUGGAAGACAGCACCAGGUGUCGACGCGGAGGAUGGUGGCCCUGUAUGACUAUGACCCCAGAGAGAGCUCUCCAAACGUAGAUGUGGAGGCCCGCUAUGAGGGCAGCUUACAAAGUGAGGAGGCUGAGCUGACGUUCUGCGCUGGUGAUGUCAUCACAGUGUUUGGGGAAAUUGAUGAAGAUGGCUUUUAUUAUGGAGAGCUUAAUGGACACAGGGGUCUGGUCCCCUCCAACUUUCUCGAAGAAGUGCCUGAUGACGUAGAGGUUUACCUCACCAACACCCCAAGCCGUCACCCCCAGGACCACCACCCCUCCAGGACGAAAAGCAAAAGGGUACAUCCCGUUUCACACUAGCCCUGUCAUCCAUCCGCUCUUUUUGUAAUCUCCUUCCUGCUCCGCUGUUUUUUUCCUCUUCUCCGUCUGUGUUUGUGUUGUGUGACCGCCGGUUGCUUUUUUGAUGGAUCGUUCAAGGAAUGCAGAAAACAAAAAGGAAACGGAGACAGUUACUAAACACAGAGCUGGCCAUAGAGACAUACUAUAAAACAUCAUAAUACAAGACUGAUGAGCAUUUAUUUUGAUGUCAAAUGCUCUGCGAAGCCAUUCGGGGAAAUAUGAACUGUUAUUGAAAUAUUCAUAAAACAUUGUUUGAAAAAAUACACGCAGAGAGACGUGUCAGAUUAUUCGUUGUUUAUUGUAUACAUGAUGAAAAAAGAAGCACUAAACAGACUUUAUUAUUUUUUACCUAUUUCACAAGUGAAGCAUUGUAAUAGAUGCUUUAUGAAUGUACCUGUGUUGAAACGUGAAAUUAAUUUAUAAUAGAGAAGAUAGUUUUGAUGUACAGAGAAUUGAAACCAUGUAGAACUGUAGAACUGCAUGCUUCUGUUUCAGAAUGCUUUAAAAAGACAGUGAAACUUUUUUAAGAUCCUUUAAAAGAUUCAGAUCAGUUUAAAAAAAAAACACAGAACGUGACUUAAAACCCUUUCGUAAAUGUUUCCAAAAGAAUUGUUUUGUAUAUUGCUGAUAUAUAAGACUAUCAAACAUACAGAAAUUCACAAAACAUAUGUUGCAAGUAGAAAGAGAUACAGUAUAAAGAAUGAUUUUAUGUGUAGAUGUAGAUAUUGUACAAUGGUCUGUAAAAAAAGAGAAAAUAUAAUUGCUGAUGGAUGUUCUGCUCCACUGUCAGGACCCAUCAAGAUUUUUCUGUACUGAACGUUUUGUGAAUCUUUUCUCAUAGUCAUUGUGCAGACAAUUGAGAUGCUUUACAUCACGCCAUUGUUUUUUUUCUCACCUGCUUGGCAAAACAGAAGAAGAGUGUUCAUUUCACUCCGUAACGGCUCAAAAUCGAUCACGUAAGUGAGCAACUGUGGAUACCGCACAUAAUGUCAUCCCUGUCUAAUGCAAAGGCAAAGGGUCCUUAUGUGGCUACUGGCCUAGGAAAACACACACAGAUACAUAUAUAUUAGACAUGUAAAUCAAAGUGUGUUACUACUUUAGGUGAGAACAGAAAUACAGACACACACACACUUACGUUCACGCAGAUACUAAUGGCAUUUUCCUCAAAUAUGUAACCCGUGUCCUUUUUCUCAACUUAAUUUUGGCUAAAAUUGCAACCUAUGACUUCCACCAUAAUCUAUUUCUUCUUCUUUUUAUAAUAAUAACAAUAAUAUUAAUAAUAAUAAUUAUUGUUAUUAUGAUUAAUUAUUAUUAUUUGAAGUACUUCGAAUAAAUUAUUGUUAUUUAUUAUUAUUAUUAUUGUUGUUGUUGUUGUUUGUUGUUGUUAUUUGUAUUACUUUGUAUUAAAUAAGCACUACUACUACUACUGCUACUACUACUUAAAGGAUUAGUCCA
Molecule: messenger RNA, 6509 nt
Organism: Paramisgurnus dabryanus
Lineage: Eukaryota; Metazoa; Chordata; Actinopteri; Cypriniformes; Cobitidae
Source: RefSeq, a predicted model, not a curated record